Molecule: messenger RNA, 3318 nt
Organism: Drosophila grimshawi
Lineage: Eukaryota; Metazoa; Arthropoda; Insecta; Diptera; Drosophilidae
Exons: 9
Coding region: 153-3194 (1013 amino acids)
Source: RefSeq, a predicted model, not a curated record
UCGUGACUUGCACAGACUCGCACCAGUUCGAAAAGUGCGAAUCGUUUAUUGGACCGCAAAACGCAACAAAUUUAUUUGAAUGUUGAUAUAGUCGCGGCAGACACUAAGCAGAAGAGUAAAAAGUAAAACACCCCAAAACAGAUUCCAUUUCAAUGAUACUGCGAACAAGUCUCUGUGUGCUUGGUCUGCUUUGGUUGACGCUACUGCAGGCUCAAGUGGAGGGCAAGGAUGAGGAUUAUGGCGGCGAUAGCGGCGACAUGGCCAGUGGCGGCAGCAGUGCUGACAUCUACGAGCCAACGCAACAGGAGAGCGAUACCGAGGCGGAAACCCAACAGCAUCGCAAUAGCAUCGAUGACGAUGAGGGUCCACUGCACGCUCAGAUUGUGAACGACCUGCUGUCCCUGGAGCAGCUGUCGACCACAGAAAAAAUGGUGGUUGCUGACACCGAGGCGCCUCCUAUCCCGCCAACAACUGCAGCUGCUGAGCCGGCUCAAACUGCGGAGUUCGAUGAGAAUACAGCGGCUGAGGUAAUGGAGGAUGCACCCACACAGAAAAAAGAGACGAAAGUCAUGAAGCCAGUAGUUAAGAGUUCUCAUCAGGACUACUACGAUGAGAUGACGGAUGAGAAGCAGCCCGAAGAGCAGCAACCACCGGAUGAACAGCGCAAGGAGCUAGCCACCACAACCACAGUGCCCGAUUAUGUGCGCAAAGCCAAGGCGGAAAGAUAUCCCCAUGUGAAUAGCGGCGACUAUGCUGAAGAGGAUAUGACAGUGGAGCAGCAGACGCAGCGCAUUAGCAAAUCCAAAGCGCAGGACGAGGAUAUGAUCUAUCAAGAUGAGCCGGCACAGCCACAGGCGCAUAUCCAACAGCUUCCCAAACAAUACAGAGCUAAGCCUUUCAAGUCCAGCUCCGAUGAGGACUACUAUGAGGAUCAGGUGGACAACGUGGACAGCGUGGAGCGACGAACCACAACACAAGCAACGACAACAACAACUAUCGAGGCCCUACUGCCCGUGCUGCAGUCGCGAUUCGGUGGCUUCGCUGGCUUUGGUGGUUGGCCCAUUGGCUCAACGCCCAGCGCAGUGCCAACUGAUGGUCCGCCAGUGGUUUUCACAACACCAAUAACCACAACACCAGCAACGUCGACAACCUCAGCAACGACAACAACAGCAGCAACAACGACGACAACAUCAACAAUAACGACGACGACAACAACGCCGGCGCCACGCAAGCAAUCGAAGCACAUUCAUCUUGCCAAGCCGGAAUUGCUGCCCGCCGAUCAGCUGCGCAACUACAUCAAGGAUGCGUACAUACGGAUGCCAUUGGCAGUGAUUGUGGAUCCAUCGGCGGCAUCACUGGAUCAGGCCAAACGCCUGUACAUUGAUGCGCUGCAGGACAAGAAUAUCAACAUCAAAAUUGUGCUCGUCACGCUGAAUGAGUCCGGUGUGCCAUCCGCAUUCAGUUUCAACAACACGCGCGAGUUCAUUGCGGGCCUCAACAGCACCAAAGAGCACGAGGGCGGCAAUGCGUUUGUGGGCGUGUUACAGGCCGCUGAACUGGUGCCCUACGACAGCGCCAUAUUUAUCUCAACAGCUGCAAUACCGCCACACACCGAAAUGGUCCAGGAUGCGGCAAUAACACUACUAAAGAAGCGAAUACGCUUGUUUAUGCUGUGGUACGGUGAGCGCUCAGCAACCGAGAAUGAAACCGAAGAGGCUGUGGGUGGCAUUUUGGGCGAGGUGGCCAUACGCUCGGGCGGCGAAAUCAUACACAUCGUGAGCACAGAGCAUGGACAGCAUAUAGCGGGCAAUACGCUGACGCUCGUUUCGGAUGCGUAUCAGGGUGCCCAGGAGCUGGAUCUGCCCGUGGACACGACGCUAUCGAGUCUGCAUGUGCACAUCGAUGCCAAUAUGCGUCGUGCCACACUGGCAACGCCCAAUGGUGAAAUCAACUUGAAGAAACUGGUUAAAUUCAAGUCAACCAACGAUACACGAAAUACCAACAACGACGAACUAGACGCCUACGUACCGCUCAACAAACUGCGCAAAGCGACAAUCCUCAGGUUGCAAUUAACGCCACAAUUGCCCAAUGUCGAAUACAAUGUUUUUGUACGCGCCGAACGCAAAGCUGAUGUUUUUCUGGGUGAAAUCAUUAAGCGCAUCGAUAGCUACUAUUCUUAUGGACGCACUGAACGCCCUGUCGUGCCACAGACACGCCUGGCCAAGCUGAAGUUUCCGGAGACAAAGGAGAAGCUGGAGAAUGAAGUGGAUUCGCCCAAGAGCGAAGUGGAAACCUUUUCCGAAACGGAGUUGGUGCAGCCAGCGACGAGUCUCAAUCAGACGCAAUUUGCGGCUGCCACCGGGGAACGUGCCAACUUGAAUGCCAUGUUGCUGCAACGUUGUGGCACCAAAAUUGAGCUGAGCACGCAAUCCGAGCUGCUGGCAACGCCCGGCCAGGUAUCCACGCUGCUCUUCGAGGUGACGAAUAUGCGUCCGGAGCGCGUCUAUCAAACGGUGCAGGUAACAGACGAGCGACGCUUCCUCGCCCAGCUCAAUCCAACGAGUUUCUAUUUGCGGGCACGCGAGACGAACACUGUGCGUCUGACUGUACUCGUGCCUUCUGGCACACCACCGGGCACAACGGACAGAAUUAGUUUUACCAGCUAUGGCAGCGAAACGGCCACAUUGGCGGUUAGCGUGAAAGCCGUCUCCAGCUUUGAUGCCCAGGAUUCCACUGGACCCAACUUGUCCUGGGAGUUUGGCAAUCGAUGCAACUACAUCUCGAACGAUGGCCAGGGAUGUGGCGAUCGCUUUUGGACUUUAGACAUUACGGCACAGGAUUGGCAGUCGGGCAUGCUGCGUUUGCAGACGACUCCGCCGGAGGGUCUCUUCUAUCGCAACUAUUACACGGCAGGCACCACCGAACCCCUCAAGGCCACCUACAUGGCAUCCUGCUGUGAACCCAAAAUGGCCAUCACCGCCUUCGAUGCGGCGGGCAAUCAGCGCAGCAUUAAUAUCGAUGUGAGAGAUGUUGUCCUCACGGAGGCAGCAAUUGCAGCCAUCUGUCUGGGCUCAAUUCUGUUGCUGCUGCUGAUUGUGCUGCUCGUGUGGAGCAUUGUGUGGUGUUGCAAGCGACGCAAGGUGUCCCUGGAGCUGCCCACCUAUCGUUCCCACUCCACGCGGAGCAUGGAAUAGUUUUAGAGCAUUUUGAAAAGAUAUUGUGCCAAAAAUAUGAUAACAGCCUCAACAAUGAAAUUUAAGCAGUGCCCAAUAAAAAUACAGUAGUCACUCGAAAGUGUAAACUUUAAGAAAACCAUAA